GCAGGAGCAGAGAUGAUGUGAAUCCUGUGUGAGCGGGAGAACUCGGCCCUCCAGCUCACCUCCAGACGGUUGUCCAUGCUUAGAUGACCUGGAUUUAAACUGAACAUGAAGACAAUGUGGAGCCGGACCACCAUGGUGGUGAUGAUGAUUUUGAUGGGACUUUGCUGCUCAGGUGUGGGUGGAGCCUCAGAGCUGGCCUUCCUUAAAGAACCCAGUGAUGUCAUUGCGGUGAGGGACCACCCCCUGACGUUGGACUGUCAGGUUCAGGGGGAAGGGCCCAUUUCCAUCACCUGGAGGCGGAAUGGUGUUCCCGUGGCCACCGGUACCAGGGCGACGGUCCUCAGCAACGGCACGCUGCUCAUUAGAAACUUCUCCAAGAGGCGAGAGCACAAUGAGACGGACGCUGGGGAGUACGACUGCGCCGCACAGAACCGCUAUGGCAUGUUGAUUAGCCGCAAGGCCCGGGUCCAGUUUGCAUCCCUCCCUAAAUUUGUGUCUCACCCAGAGUCUGUUGCUGUGGAUGAAGGGGGAGUGGCCAGACUCACCUGUCAGGUCAAUGGAAUCCCAGAGGCCAACAUCACCUGGCAGAGAGACCGACUCCCACUGAGCAUCGACGACCCCAGGUACACCCUGCUUCCUAAUGGUGUACUCCAGAUCACCGGCGUUCGACGAACAGACAGCGGGUUGUUUCGCUGCAUCGCCUCAAAUAUCGCCAACACUCGAUACAGCCACGAGGCCCAGCUGUCUGUCACUGUUGCAGGAUCCAGAAUCUACCGGGAGCCCGUCAUCCUGUCCGGCCCUCAGAACCUCACCAUCAACGUCCACCAGACUGCCAUCUUGGAGUGCAUCGCCACAGGAAAUCCCCGCCCCAUUGUGUCCUGGAGUCGCCUUGAUGGGCGGUCCAUCGGGGUCGAGGGGGUCCAGGUUUUGGGAACAGGAAACCUGAUGAUCUCUGAUGCGACUCUGCAGCAUUCAGGAGUGUAUGUGUGUUCAGCAAAUCGACCGGGCAGCAGAUCCAGAAGAACCGCGCUCGGACGCCUCGUAGUCCAAGCUCCUCCAGAGUUCGUGCAGUGGCCUCAGUCUGUCUCCAGACCAGCAGGGGGCAGCACAGUCUUCAGCUGCACAGCAUCUGGCGUGCCUGAACCGCACCUUAUCUGGCUGAAGAAUGGCAAACUGCUGACACCCAGCGGCAACGUCAAGCUCACUAACGGGAACACGACGCUGGCCAUCACUCGAAUCACCCCCGAGGACGAGGCCAUCUAUCAGUGCAUCGCUGAGAACAGUGCUGGUACCAACCAGGCUAGCGCUCGCCUCGCCAUCAGCCAGGGGCCCGAGCUACCUGAGGCCCCCUUGGGCCUCCAGGCUGCGGCCCUCAGCUCCAGUAGCCUGCAGCUGAGCUGGCAGGAGCCACCGGAGCACGUGAGCCAGCAGAUCAUUGGAUAUGUGCUGCACAUCAGACGCCUCGGGGAGCCAGACAGCGCAGAGCUGCAGGAGGCUAUCGGUAAAACAACCUUUAGACAUGAGGUCAACAACCUGGAAGCAGCCACUACCUACUCCAUCUACCUGAAGGCUUAUUCCGCUCUGGGGGCCAGCCAGCAGUCCGACACCAUCACGACCACCACGCUGGGCGGAGUUCCCAGUUCUCCCAGUUUCUUCACUAAAGUCCUGAACCAGACUACCAUGCAGGUAUACUGGGAGCUGCCCAGUAAGCCGGGGCAGCUGGAGGGCUUCAAACUGGAGUACCGCGGGGUUACAAACCCAGACAUCCAGGGGCAGGACACCUUCCCAGGACACAUCAACACCCACACCAUCUCCCACCUGGAGCCGGCGGCCGUGUAUGAGAUCCAGCUGGUGGCGUUUAACGGAAACGGAGACAGUCCAUCCAACCGCCGCCUUGUGUCUCUGACUGAGGGACAAAACACUGCAGCAACUGGGCCGAGCUGUAACUGUGACCAGUCUGAAGGGUCGAUGCUGCUCGUUGUCCUCCACAGUGGCCUCGCCUGUAUCCUCUGUUGCCUGCUCUUCAUCCUGCUGGGAUACAGACGCAGUUUGUUCUGCAGGAAGGUGGAAAGCUGGGAGGCUCCGCCCACCCUUAAUGGUGUUAGGUGUCCUAAAGGUUACACACCUGAGACCAUCGAACUCAGCCAGCGAUGUGACUCCACCCCUGCCCCAGUGAUGGUCAUGGUUGAACCGACUCUACCUGUCCAGCCUGGCACAGGCACUAGAUAAAACACCAUAGCUACAACUACCUUCCUUGUCUUCUUCCUUCUUCCUCCUCCUCCUCCUCCUGGACUCCAGCCUCCUCUCCUCCUUAUUGCCUUACAGCCACAGCAGCCUUUAGGAAUGACUAAGAUUAGAGUUUAUAAGAGAUUUUUGUCUCAGGAGCAUCCAGAGAGCAUCUGAUACCACAGGGGACCAAAAACUGCACACCGUCUCAGAAACCUUCAUGGCACCACCGUUCAGAUAACCACCUGCUUUCGACCUUUGAGACAAAUGUAGGUCACUUGAGUCCCGUUGUUCCUGUGUGGUAUCAGAUGCUGACAUACCGUUCUGAUGCAUCCUGUUGAAACCAAAAUCUCUUUUUCAGUUAGUGGUCAUUUUGAAUUUGUCACUGUCGGUGCCAAAUUUCUUGAGACGAUGAGGCCUUCCACCGGUCUGACCAGAGACCGGGCCUCAGAGGAUCCAGCGUUGGAUCACUGUGCUCCCACCUGAGCAGGUGGUUCACCUAUUGUUAGACGGUCCUCUAAGGGCCACAGCCAAAGGGACUUAUUAUUUCUCUGGUCAGCAGGUGACUGUAGAGGAUGUUAACUCUCCUCUGCACUGCUUUAGCUUUUUAAUGGUUGUUU
Monopterus albus (swamp eel) is the source of this 2846-nucleotide messenger RNA. Its product is annotated as immunoglobulin superfamily DCC subclass member 3-like. The record is from RefSeq and is a predicted model, not a curated record. The transcript has 15 exons. Gene Ontology annotation, molecular function: protein binding. Gene Ontology annotation, biological process: cell-cell adhesion. NCBI's taxonomy places the organism in Eukaryota, Metazoa, Chordata, Actinopteri, Synbranchiformes, Synbranchidae. Bases 106 to 2229 code for a protein of 707 amino acids.